AUGUCAAGUGAACAUCCAUUAAAGGGUCUAGCGUUCUGUUGUACCGGUAUUGAGAUACGAGAUCGUGAGUUAAUUUGUCACAAGAUCAAAUCACUAGGUGGGACCUUCUAUCCUGAUUUAAUGAGUGAUGUCAAUUAUCUUAUAGUUGGUGACAAACAGAAUCCGAAAUAUAAAUAUUGUAUUGAAAAUAGACAUGAUAUUGAAUUCUUAUUACCAAAUUCGAUAUUUGAAUUGUAUAAGAAAUGGAUUGAAGGUGAAAAGGAACUUUCAACUUUCAACUUACUUGAUUAUAAAUUACCAGUAUUUCAUACUUUGAAUGUUUGUAUAUCACGAGUUGAAUUCACUUCUGAUGAAAUUGAAGAUUUAUUCUUUAAGGUUCCAUUUAGAACAAAGUAUUAUACCCAAUUUAAAUCGAUAUUUGAUAAUGUGGAGCAGAUUAAGUUAUUAGUGAAGAAGUAUGGUGGAGAAGCUACGGAAUCGUUAAGUCUUUCAAAUAAUUGUAUGAUAUCAACCGAGUUAAGAGGGAGAAGAUUUCAAAAGGCAGUGGAAUGGAAUAAAGCAAUCGUCCAUCCGAUUUAUAUAAUUGAUUGUGUUAUAAGAGGUGCACCUUUGGAUUUUGAUUAUUAUUUAGUAAGCAAUGAUAAUAUUAAUUCAUUAUUUCCUGAUGCCAGUAAUGUAUGGGAUAAAGUUGUUGCUGAAAACAAAGAAUUAUCAUUCGUAUAUCGUCCGAUUGCAACAGAGCUAAGGGAUGCUAAUGCUAACAAGCCAUUGAAAAAGAAGAAAAAUGCUCAAAUAUGGGAUUCAAUCAUGAGUCAUACGAAAAGUCUACAAUCUUUAAGAUCUAAACGUGAUACAGCAUGGGACCAAGAUGAUGAUGAAAAUGAUGAAGAUGAAGAUGGAGAAAGCGUAGUAGAAGAAGGUAGAAAUAUUCAAAAUCCAUUAUUAAUUAAAGUUAUAGAAAACCAUGGAGGUGAAAUCACCAAUGAUUCGAAUGAUUCAACCAUAACGCAUAUAAUAUUACCUUCCUCCAUUGGAAAUUCGAAAUCAGUACAGAUGUUGAAGAUCUUACCAUCAACUAUAAAAUCCAAAAUCAAUAAUAAUGAUAUUAAAAUCGUAACCGAGUGGUUUAUUGAAAGAUCGAUAUUCUACAAAUCUAUAAUAUAUGAUAAAUGGAGCCAACCUAUAAAGGGAUUAAUCAAGUCGAAUAAUAAGUUUAAGAUUUGUUUAACUGGGUUCACGGGUAUUGAGUUAUUACAUAUUGAGAAAUUAAUUAAUUAUCUUGGGUUUGAAUUUUGUGAUUCAUUAACUAAUGAUAAAGAGUUAUUAAUCAUUAAUAUAAAUUUAUUCAAAACAAGUUUGGUAAAGAAUUCUCCGGCAUUGUUUAAAUAUAAGUAUAGUGAUGUGAUAGAUUGUCCAACUUAUCAAAUCCCAACUUCAAAUUCAUCAUCCUCAGUAUCAAUCAUAUCAUCAAAGAAUAAAAUCAAUGCGGCCAAGUCUUGGCAAAUCCCCAUUGUAUCGAUUGCUUAUCUUUGGGAGAUCAUGGAGUUAUCAAUUAAUAAAGAUAUAAUGAUUAUGCCUGAUAUUCUUGAUUUGAAAUGGUGUAUAUAUGCGCCCGUGUCCAUGGCACGUCCUCAUUCAAUGUUAGAGUAUGUUAAAAGGAUGACAUCGAAGGUUUCUGCCAAACAACAACUUUUUAAAAGAGGUAGAGGCAAUGAAAAUGAUGAUGAUGAAGAAGAUGAUACGAAUAAUUCUGAUCAUCAUGAGGAAGAUGUUAAUUCAGCGGUAGCUUCAAGUGAUGAAAAUAAAGAGAAUAAUAAUAAUAAUAAUAAUAAUAAUAAUGCUAUGAGAUUACCUUCUCCGAGAAAGGCUAAGAAGAAGCAGAAGUAUGGUAGAAUAGUUGGUAGAGAGUCAGAAGAUUCAUUAACGGCCAAGUUAUUGAAAGUAUCUAAUGGAGAAAGUAACCAUAAAGAUGGGGAUAGUUUCAUUAAUAUCAGUAAUGAAGACAGAGGGCAUGAAGAGGAGGUAGAUGAUGAUGCCCAGAAAAAUCAUGACGUUACCUUUGAAGAAGAUGAUAAUCAAGUAUCACAAGUUGGAUAUCAAGAUAAUGAUUCCGUAAGACAUAAUGAAGCAUUAUUGAAGUACUUGGAUAAUGCGAAGGAUAUGGUGGUUGAAUCUGAUGAUGAGGCUACUAAUAGUACAAAUAUAAACAGACGAAAACAACGGAAUACAAAGAAAGUAAGUAAAUAUUCUAAAUAG
Molecule: messenger RNA, 2256 nt
Organism: Scheffersomyces coipomensis
Lineage: Eukaryota; Fungi; Ascomycota; Pichiomycetes; Serinales; Debaryomycetaceae
Product: protein kinase activating protein
Exons: 2
Coding region: 1-2256 (751 amino acids)
Biological process (GO): mitotic DNA replication checkpoint signaling; mitotic G2 DNA damage checkpoint signaling; DNA replication initiation
Source: RefSeq, a predicted model, not a curated record